This is a messenger RNA of Trichomycterus rosablanca, 1680 nucleotides long. Its product is annotated as zinc finger protein 420-like. The annotation marks the transcript as partial. NCBI's taxonomy places the organism in Eukaryota, Metazoa, Chordata, Actinopteri, Siluriformes, Trichomycteridae. The record is from RefSeq and is a predicted model, not a curated record. The transcript is spliced from 2 exons.
UGCUCAGAGUGUGGGAAGAAUUUUAUUACGCAGAGUCAUCUCCAACGACACCAGCGCAUUCAUACAGGAGAGAAACCAUAUCACUGCUCAGAGUGUGGAAGCAGUUUUUCUCAUCAGAGUACGCUCCAAAGACACCAGCACAUUCACACAGGAGAGAAGCCUUAUCACUGCUCAGAGUGUGGAAGCAGUUUUUCUCGUCAGAGUACGCUCCAAAGACACCAGCACAUUCACACAGGAGAGAAACCGUAUCAGUGUUCAGAGUGUGAAAAGAGUUUUACUCAAAGCAGUAACCUUAAAUUACACCAGCGUGUUCACACAGGAGAGAAACCGUAUCACUGCUCAGAGUGUGGGAAGAGUUUUUCUUACAGUAAUGCUCUUAAAGUACACCAGCGUAUUCACACUGGAGAGAAGCCGCAUCACUGCUCAGAGUGUGGGAAGAGUUUUUCUUACAGUAAUGCUCUUAAAGUACACCAGUGUGUUCACACUGGAGAGAAGCCAUAUUACUGCUCAGAGUGUGGAAAAAGUUUUGCUCAACAGGGUUACCUUCAAAAACAUCAGCGUAUUCACACAGGAGAGAAACCGUAUCACUGCUCAGUGUGUGGAAACAGUUUUGCUGAACAUAGUACCCUUCAAAAACACCAGCAUAUUCACACAGGACAGAAACCGUAUACCUGCACUGUGUGUGGAAAGAAGUGUGGGAAGAGCUUUACUGCGCCGAGUCAUCUCCAACGACACCAGCGCAUUCACACAGGAGAGAAGCCAUAUCACUGCUCAGAGUGUGGGAAGAGUUUUACUACACAGAGUCAUCUCCAACAACACCGGCGUAUUCACACAGGAGAGAAGCCAUAUCACUGCUCAGAGUGUGGGAAGAGUUUUACAAUGCAGAGUCAUCUCAAACAACACCAGCGCAUUCAUACAGGAGAGAAGCCAUAUCACUGCUCAGAGUGUGGAAACAGUUUUUCUCAUCAGAGUACGCUCCGAAGACACCAGCACAUUCACACAGGAGAGAAGCCAUAUCAGUGUUCAGAGUGUGAAAAGAGUUUUACUCAAAGUAGUGACCUUAAAGUACACCAGCGUGUUCACACAGGAGAGAAGCCGUAUCACUGCUCAGAGUGUGGAAAAGGUUUUACUCGACAGAGUAAACUCCAACAACACCAGCGUAUUCACACAGGAGAGAAACCGUAUCACUGCUUGGAGUGUGGGAAGAGUUUUGCUAACAGUAAUGCUCUUAAAGUACACCAGCGUAUUCACACAGGAGAGAAACCAUAUUACUGCUCAGAGUGUGGGAAGAGUUUUACUGAAAGUAAAUCCCUUAAAAUACACCGACGUAUUCACACUGGAGAGAAGCCGUAUCACUGCUCAGAGUGUGGGAAGAGUUUUGCUCAACAGAGUAAACUCCAACAACACCAGCGUAUUCACACAGGAGAGAAACCGUAUAACUGCACUGAGUGUGGAAAAAGUUUUGCUUACAGUAAUGCUCUUAAAGUACACCAGCGUAUUCACACAGGAGAGAAACCAUAUUACUGCUCAGAGUGUGGAAAGAGUUUUAUUCAAAGUAGUGACCUUAAAGUACACCAGCGUGUUCACACUGGAGAAAAGCCGUAUCACUGCUUAGAGUGUGGAAAGAGUUUUGCUCAUGAAAAGAAUCUCAAACGGCAUCAGCGUAUUCACAUAGAAAAA